This is a messenger RNA of Asterias rubens (European starfish), 3830 nucleotides long. RefSeq names its product E3 ubiquitin-protein ligase Arkadia-like. The record is from RefSeq and is a predicted model, not a curated record. The coding region runs from base 157 to 3762 and encodes 1201 amino acids. Gene Ontology annotation, molecular function: ubiquitin protein ligase activity; zinc ion binding. Lineage: Eukaryota; Metazoa; Echinodermata; Asteroidea; Forcipulatida; Asteriidae. The transcript is spliced from 13 exons.
GAUUGUCAGUGACAAACUGUGACUGUCGAAUUCGUCACAAAAUACAUCCAUUUUCGCCAACUCUGAUACAUUGAUGAAAGUGAGAUGAUUACAGCUAGACUUGAGAAAGGGCGCAUAACUCAACAAUAGUAAUCAUUCAACAUCGUGGUAACGGCAAUGGAGUUUUACUCCAACAAUCCAGUCAUGGCUGUGGCCUCCUGCUUACCAGAUAGUGGAGGAGUAGAAUCCCAGGUACUAGACUCGGGGGGUCGCCAGACUGAUUCAUGUUCUACCAGUGAUGACAGAGAGGGUGCAGUUAUGGACUCUGGUGGAGACGGGGAACCAUUCCUAUCUUCAUUGGCUGAUGAGUCAGGAGUUCUUGAAGCAGGUGACAGCUUGGACCUCUGCGCUCCUCCAGAAGAUGAUGACGAGUUAGACAUCACACCCGUCAUCUCAGAGCCCCUGGUCCAUCCUCCCUCAUCCGUCCAAUCACACCUCAUAGGAGGCCACCUCCUUGAGAUAGAACAGGUUGCGGAAAGUGCCGUCGCUUGCCAAAUUUUCUCAGACUCCAAUGCUGGCCGUCUCCAUUUCAGAGACAACCCGAAAGACCCAAGUGGCGUGGUGUGCCUCGGUGCUACUGCAGCCCAAAGUGACUCACCUGUUGUCAUUACUGAAGGCGGUGAUUACAACAUGAUGUCUGUUGGGAAUUCCCCUGUUCCGCAAAGUGAAGAGUAUAGUGACUUCUCGGAUGAACCCAUACCGGGGUUAGCAUCCAUGCAACGAUUUAAACCAUUCAAGCCUAAGCUGUUGAGUAGUAGUAGGAAUGGGAUGUUAGGCAGGCGGGACCCAGACUUGGAUCGGUUGAGUAACAAGUCUAUCAGCCCGUCAAGCUCUUGGAUGACGAGGGGGGCAGAAGUACACAGCAGCAGCACGGAGGGCCAAGGAUUCCAGCCUUACCGCCGACAACAUCCCAUCGUCCUGUCCAACAAGAAACAACGUCUUCAUAGUAACACUGCAUCGGGUUCAUCUGCAUUCAGCAUCAGUGAGACCUCGGCUUUUGAGUCUCGCAGCCACCUCUACGAAGAGGAUCAGUGUGCCCGAGAGCUCCACCAAAGAUCAACCGGUGACCGUCGCGUCUUCGUGUAUGACCCUCCUGAACCUGAUUCAGUGGACAUUGACCUAACAGUCAGAGACCGAGACUCAAUCGACCUAGAAGACCACGAUGACCCCUGGGUUAGUCCAGUCACAAGUUUAUCUGUCGCUCAUAGCUCAGUCACGCCAACUUUCUCAAGUACUGAUACAGGGACAGCGCAUAGCUGUGCGGAUUACUCGGACUCUGAUGUCGACGUCGUCAGCGUGGAUGACUUUGACGUGUCGGAGUCCUCUGGAUCGGGAAUCACAAAUCAAGGUUCUCAUGUCGCGUGGGAUGAUGAGACCCUUACCCUUGCAGGAGCCCUGGAUAUUAUUCCUCCAUACGGCGACGCCCUCCCAGGACCCAGCGGUGUUCAAAUCCCACCGUACAAUGUGACUGUAGAUCUGGUUGAUUCUUCAGACUCGUCUCAAGACAGCGAUGACAGUGACGGAGGAAGGAGCGAAGGAGAUGCUGAUAAUGAUAUAGAGGUGGUGUCAGUCGACUUAGGACCCAGCGGGAAACAUGUUGCGUCUAGUUCCAGUAAACCCAGAGAACUAAGCCGGGAGAUGAAACAUCCGCUAGUAAAGGGACGACGGAAGAAGCGUCCUCUAUCACCCGUUAUUGUGGAUCUAACUGAGUCAGAUGAUGAGACUUCUUCACACAGCAUUAUCCAACAAAGCACAAUUCCAGAAAACACCUUGCCAGAUUCGUCAUCUAAUGACCCCAGUCCCUCCCCACCCUCCUGCUGUCUGGGGGUUAGCCCCCGUCCGAGCCCGUCACCAACCACCACAGCAAGUCAACCAUCACAUCUUCACCAUCAUCACCUCUAUCGACACCACCCUCAACGCUCAUGUAAGCUGCACGAGUUGACCAUUCCGCGAGCCCCACAGGCUCACCAUGUCGGCUGCACGUACCCCGGAGGCCAUGGCGCCUGCAUAUGCCACAUGAAGUCGCAGCUCAAUAGAGGGAGCCCUACUACCGGGGAACAAAGCCAGCGCGAGAGACAGCAAAGAUCAACAGAGCAGAAGUCAUCUGCUGGGAUCAAGAAACCAUCAUCUACCAGUGUGCACCAACCUGAGCCCACCCCUAAGAAGGAAAACACUGAAUCCCCAGCCUCCUCCUCUGAUCCAAACACCGCCCCUACACCUCCAAGGCCUCCUUACGGGAUUCAUCAAAUUCACUUUGCCCGUCGUGGGCACAAUGAGGAAUGUCGAACGCAUCAUCACCACGGUGUGGUUCACCAACCGAGCUGCUCAGUUCGAGUCCAACAAAAUGGAUCUAGGCCGUCCACACUGCAGCUUCAUGUCCAUCAUUCUCACAAUCAUCGGCGCCAACCAGCUGGCGACUCUGUCCAGCAGACUUUGCAGCCCACAUCCCAGGCCCAACCCACUCAGCAUCACCACCCUGCAUCUUGCCAGCAGCCUAUUGCUGAGAUUAGGCUACCCCAGCAGGGACCUUCUGCCCCCCUUCAGCACCGACGGCUGUUUCAGCGACAAAACCGCAUGGGAGAGAUUCAGAGACAGCACAUGUCUAGAAUGGCAGAUUCUCACUUUCCUACAGUGCCGCCAUACCCACUGCAUCAUAUGCAGCGGAUAUAUCACCAGCAGCAGCAGCAACAGCAGCAAGAGAGCCGUCUAGAACAAGUAGAACAUUUCCUAUCAUCACAGCGUCACCAUCAACAACAGCAGCAGCAACAACAACAGCAGCAGCAGGCGCAACAGCAGCAACUACAGCAAGAAAGCUGCCAACGUUUGAUGCAUGCCAGUCAACAGCAAGUUCACCCAACGUACCCACCAAAUCACCCGUUAAUCCCACAUCCUAGCCCGUAUACCCAGCCCCACUCUCACCCGUUAGCCCACACCUUACCCCAGCCCCACCUACGCGCCACCCUGCAAGUGCAAACUAUACCCCAAGUUCAGCCUCAACCCCAGCAAAUGGAGAUCGAUUCAGCAAUUCAUGUGGAACCGGGUGCAACCCCUAACAUCGAAAACAGUGAGUCUCUUUCCAUCCCUACUCCAUUCUUGGAUGGCAACUUCUCUCCUCAGCAUCGACAUCUUCACCACCAUCUUCACCACUAUCACCACACGGCCCCGCCGCCACCUACACCCUACCAGCAAAGGAGCUCUGCCAUCUACGGCAACUACCCUAGUUUGACCGACUUGCCACCUUUAACAACUCAUCCAUUUUACCGUGCCUACCGAGUUCCACUCAUGCGCAGAAUGGGAAUGCGCGGCCCGAUGUACGAGGAAUUGGUACAGCUGAGCGAGCGGAUGGGACAGGUUAACCGAGGUGCCACACCCAGUACAAUAGAGAGGAACACUUUCCCACACAAGUACCAUAAGAGAAAACGUUCGGCAGAUGAUGUCGUUGCUGUGGAGAAGAGUGAAGUAGCAUCGUGUUCAUCAACAGAGGUGGAGACGGAAGGAGCAUCAUCUGAGACGGAUCAGCCAAAGCCUAAAAUCAUUGAUGAAGAUGAUGAAGAGAAAUGCACCAUCUGUCUUUCAUACUUUGAGGACAACGAAGAUGUCAGACGUCUUCCAUGCAUGCAUCUAUUCCAUGUAGAGUGUGUGGAUCAGUGGCUGAGUACCAACAAGCGAUGUCCGAUCUGCCGAGUUGACAUCGAGACCAAGAUGCCAAAGGAUGCCACAUGACUAGACGGGGACACCAAACGUACUUGGUAAAAAUCAUUCCCUCCUCCUUCCCCCCCCCCCUCCCCCAA